Molecule: messenger RNA, 3213 nt
Organism: Brienomyrus brachyistius
Lineage: Eukaryota; Metazoa; Chordata; Actinopteri; Osteoglossiformes; Mormyridae
Exons: 4
Coding region: 419-1204 (261 amino acids)
Source: RefSeq, a predicted model, not a curated record
AACCACCUCAAACAAUCUUGCCGCAGUUAUAGGCUACCAAUGGAAAAUUUAGUGCUAAGGGCGGUAAAUCGCAUGCAGGUUUGCUGCUGCAGAAAGACGCACCUUUAAGCGACACACACACGCCCUGUGACUCUCAAAGUACCUGCACAGUGGGCACCGUUGACUUUCUGGACUUGGACGUGAUGCUAGUUUUUCGGACAUGACGCUUUUUAUUUUCAGUGUAAAUUAUAGACCUACUGAAACUUUAAUAAUUACCCCAAAAUAUUCGCAAGAAAAUUUCACAGGCAAAAGGAUCAGCGAACUCAUUCUAGCGCACAUAUUUGCACAGACAACCUGUGACUUAGAUUUUUUUUGGAUUCUGAAUAUUCACUGAGUAAUAAGACAAAAAUUAUAUUAUACAAUUAAUAUUUUUUACAAUAUGGUUUCAUUUCCCGUCGCCGGGUUCAUCAUCUUUACUACUAUUUUAAUUCUUAAAGUUUCGGCGGACGACAUUCCGACGGUUUCCGGGAUAUUUGGGAGCAGUGUGACCCUCCGAAGCACCUACAACAAAAUUUCGGACGUUUUUUUGCGUGUUAGCUGGUACCGAAUGAUGCCGGAUGGUCGGGUAGAGCUCGUUGCUUAUUUCAGCUCUUACAGCACAAAGCUUGGCCGAUACAGCGGACAGAUACCCGAGGGCACCACCGAAGUCUCUCUUACUAUCAGCAAUGUGACAGUUGAAGAUUCCGGACAAUAUUUCCCAGUGGUGCAUGAAGAUUCAAAAAUAUCUACCGGGUCAGUAACUCUUCUGACUGUAACAGACCCCAGGAGAGACCCGAACUUGCAGCUGUUUGUCAGUCACAAACCGGAUGGCACAGCAGACAUACUCUGUAUGAUGAGGGACGUGGGUUUGGACUGGGAUGGGCCGCGUUUGAGGAUGGUAGAUGACACAGACACAUCACUGAUGGACAGCAAGACGGGGGAAGCCGUAAACAGCCAUGGUGUUUAUGUUCGAUCAGCCAUGAUGUCUUAUUCUUUGGGAAAGCAGAGUGUUUGCGUGGUCUGUGUCAGUCAGCACAAAGACAGACUUUCAAUAAGUCGACGUGAAGUCACACUGCAGCGCGAUGAGAUGAUCUGCCCGUGGCUGCUGGACCUGUCCCUGCUGUGUGGGGUCCUGUUUGUGGUAACCAUAGCCAUUGGUAUUGUGUGGUUUUACAAGGCAAAGUGAGCACAGGCAAGGGAUUCCCUGCUAUACGCGCUGAUGCUGUAAUUAAGCUGCUUUCAUUGCUCGGGGUUAACAACCAUCAUGUGUUACAUUUAUAUCAAUGUGACAAAAUCAAAAUAAGGAAACUAGCAUUGAAGGUUUUCCAUUAGAAAUGGCAUUGACAAUAUAAUAACAAUGAGUUAUCUCAGUGAUAAUUCACCUGUCUCCAUGUGAUCAAAAGCACAAAGUCAUUGCUUGGCCUGUUAUCAUUUAAGAGGCAGCUGUGAUGGAUUGGAUUCCUCAGUGUGUCUGUAUUUGGAGAGGGUAAUAUUCGUGGAUGUGUAUAAAAUUUAAAUAAAUUGAACAAGGUAUUUUAAAAUAUUAUUUAGCAGUAAUAUAGUUAGCUGUGAACUCUCUGUUGGAUAAGUUGUAGUUUAUUCAUUCUGAAGGUCAAAGCGUUGCUAAAAUAAAAACAGCCGCACAUGGCAUAAUAACUGAUAUAUGCUGUUGCAUCUCUUGACUUUAAUUUCAGUGCAGUUUUUUAAGUUAUUCUUUUGCAGCAAUGAGUGAUGUCUCAUUUUAUAAGAGGUCUGCGCGAUGUUCGAUGUCAAUAUCAUAAUCGCAAGUUAAUCGCCUAUAUUUAUACCGUGGUCAGACCAGAGACGUCACGUGGGUGUUGAUUAUUUUCCUGUAACCGCACAGGUGGUUCCGACAGCCUAAUAAUAGUUUUAUGAUAAUGCGUUUUAAUGUUUUAUUAAACAUGUUAAUAUAAGAAUCUGCGUGACAUUUUAAUUCAUAAAUCAGUCAUUAUCAGCAUAAUUUUACGUCUGUUGCAAGUCUGUUGAUGCUUUCUAUUGUAACUUCACGGAUUUGCUGCUGACCAGCAGUUUUAUCCUUAUAGGGACUAUAUUUUUAAGAGCACAUUGGAACAUUAUUGUCAUACCCGGCUCGUACGAUCCUCGUGUGUGCCACGCCCCCCUGAUUAUCCACGUGUGCUUCCCUGAUAGUACCCAGCUGUGUCCGAUUAUUUUCAAUCAGUCCUGUCUAUUUCAGUCCAUGUCUUGGCCUGCUUCCUGGUCUGUCAUUGAUGUUAGUUGGCGUCUGAUGUUUGCUAGUCCCUGUUCUCCCAUUAAGUCCGCGUAUUCCGCCUGUCUGCCUACUUUUUGUCCGUCUGCCUGCCCGAGUGACCACUCGUUCGCCCAGCGAUUCCAGCCGAGCGUGACAAUUAUGACGUGCUAAUUGGAUUAAUUUUAUUCUGAAAAAUUAACCAUAAUAGUUUGUUUGUUAGCUGUACGUGAUAUGAGCAGGAUAAACCACUUCGAGGUGUGCGGUUAUGCAAAAUAAUCAACACCAACUUUACUGUUACACCAAGAUGUCAUUUUCGUAUAACACAACUUAGCAAGCUUUGCAAAUUUAGUGACUAUUUCUUUUCAAGGUUUUUGCAUGAACUCAGCAAGCAUUUUCUGAGCCAGUGAUAUUCAUUUUCGUUCUGGCUGUUAUACCAGCUCACAGAAUAUGGCGGCAAGUUUGUGAGUAAGGAGGAGAACAGCAAACAAGAACUGCUCACUGUCAGGUCUAUUCUCCCAUCCGACGCGUAAGUGGAAAAAAAACACUUGAAGAGUUAUGCGAAAUAGACCUCAGCGUUUUUACAAAUAAACUGCCAUUUGAUGUAACUGUAAAUAUCAUUUUGUAUUAAAGGAAAUACAUACUCUGAUCCACAAAUGACUUUCUCCUUCUGUGUGUGUGGGGGCGGGUAACCUAAUCUAAUACUGUUCAAAUAAAGAAGGCUGGGGAAAUUCAACUAGUCUGACAUGCCCCUAGUACUGAGUACAGUGCUAUUGAUUCUUUACACCUAUGUAUUGACACAGCAGAUGUAUAUUGUAUCAAAUUAAAUAAUUUUACACUAUGCUGGCAAUAUUAAUACAAAUUGUAACAAAUCUGUAAUAUUAUCAAUGCAUCAACUUUGGCUUCUUGGAUUUUCAGCAAUGUAUUUAUUAUGAGUUGAAUUCUUUAGUAAAGUUGCUUGUGUUUAA